Hydatigera taeniaeformis is the source of this 4431-nucleotide messenger RNA. Lineage: Eukaryota; Metazoa; Platyhelminthes; Cestoda; Cyclophyllidea; Taeniidae. The record is from the annotation of a GenBank genome assembly.
AUGAGUCAGCUGCUCAACUUUGUGUCCAUUUUUUUCAUACUGGCAAAUAUAUUUAUUGUAUCUACCAAAACCAAUGGCGUACAACAUUUAACUUACAUAAUACAAGAAGAAGCGCCCAGAGGGACCAAGGUGGGCAAUUUGGCCGACGACAUUCAGCAGAUGUUUGGUACAUACCCAACAGAUGGUGAGAAAUCAACUGUCAAUCUGAUGAUCACCAACUGGCAGGACAUUGGAUCUCAAAAUUUUGCCAUUGACAUGGGCAGUGGUCAUUUAAUCGUGACCUCAAAGUUAGAUAGAGAAGUGCUCUGCCCUGACAACAGCGGUUCAGGACCAGCGAGGUUCCCAUAUCCCUCUGAAAACGGUGGAGGUCAUCCAAUACCUGAGAAGAUCCACUCUCCCGAAGCCUCCGACAAUCCGUGUACUCUAACCCUCCGUGUUGUCUACACGCCUGAACAAAACAAGGAUGACUUGAAGGAUCCAGUUCUUCUGACGGUGAGCGUUAUAGUAGCCGAUAUCAACGAUCACGUUCCGAUUUUUCCCCAAACUCGAGUCAAUGUGGAACUAGGAGAGCUAUCAGCGGUACCUGGAGAGACGACAAUUAAUCUUCCCACGGCAAGUGAUCCUGAUGCGGGGCCGAAUGGUACUCUUUCUUAUUGGCUGGAACCUGUCCGACCCCAACACGGGCGUCAGAACUUGAAUUCGACAAUCUUCCCCUUCAAUUUGGAAGGUCUAGUGGAUGGCAACCCUCUGCGAUUGCGGCUGAAUCAGCCAUUAGAUUAUGAAAAUUUGAGAUUCUACGAAGUUAUGCUAUGUGUUGAAGACCACGGGACACCAAAUCCACUCAGUUCUCGACUACGAGUCCACAUCGACGUUAUAGACGAGAAUGACAACAUUCCAACCUUCACGAAACAAAAUUAUUUCCGAAUAAUAAACGAGUCAUUACCUCCUGGAAGCGUACUACUGGAUCUGUACGCGCAGGACCUUGACAGCGGUCAGAACGGACAGGUAUCAUUCGAGCUACCUGCCCCCAUGACAGAAGAGUCGAAGAUGGUCCAGCAAUAUUUUGACGUCCGUACAGUUACACCUGGCUAUGCAAAACUCUUUAUCCGGCAAUCUCCUGAUCUGGACACUCAAAUCGAACCGCAGUCAAGUGCCGCAUUAGAUGUCUGCAUUCGUCGAAGUCGUGAUUUUACUUUUCGUGUAAUCGCCACUGACAACGGUUCAUCAAGGCGACACACAUCGGAGGCUACUGUAACUGUGCGGGUGUUGGAUGUUAAUGACAUGACUCCUAAAAUAUCCAUCAAUUUCCUCACAAACCAGGGCCCUCAAUACCAAGGAAACGUGCUUUUUAGAGGGACCUUACCUCAGAAGACCCACGGAGUGGUGAUGGAGAACGUGGAACGCAGUGUCAUUGCGUUCGUUUCCGUGAGAGACCUCGACUCAGGACCGUGGGGACAAGUAUCCUGCAGAACAGACAACGAAGCCUUCAAGCUAAUUUUAAUCGGCGAAAAUAAUGUAGAAAUGAAUUCAUUUGAGGAGCACAACGAGGAUGAACCUCGUUCAGCAAACAAAGAGCUCUCCUUCAAAUUGAUGACUCAGAAACCAUUUGACAGGGAAGAAAUUCAGCAGGUGCCUUUCCGGAUAAUAUGCAUUGACGGUGUUUACAAAACCGGCCAAACGCAGACAUUUGUCCAGGACCUCAGCCCACCAUCUUUUGUUGUACCUCACAGCGGUAUUGCAAAUGAAGGCAAGGAGUUGACGAUUGUCACUGAAAGAGCAAGACAAUUGACAGCGGUAUCGCUGGUCUCCGUUCGAAUUCUCGAUGCAAAUGAUUGCGCGCCAGAAUUCAGUCAAAGCAUCUACACAUUUUCGGAAGAGGAGAAUGUUCCUGAUUUUACGAACCAACCAUCAACGAAAUUAGGGGGUAAACCAAUUGGUAGUAUUGUAGCUCGCGAUCGAGACCUCGAUCCCGUACUAACCUACGCCUUACUCAGUAAUCCGCAGGAUGCAUUUAGGAUUGACUCGAAUUCAGGGACUUUGUACAUUGUUCGACCAUUUGAUAGAGAAGCCUUUCUCACAUCAACAUAUGAAGGAAUUGAAGUAAAGAGGAGCAAAUCUACAAACGAAUCCACCGUAGUGGUACAUCUCCAAGCUCAGGUGUCCGAUGGUAAACACACAGCUCACACCGAGGUUCAGGUGACUAUUGCUGAUGUAAAUGAUUGUCCACCCAUAUUUGAGAAAACGACGUACGAAUUUUUUGUUGAGGAGAACCGCAGACCUCUAAAUAUUCAUCCCAUAGGUACAGUAAGAGCUCACGAUUCUGAUUUGGGGUUGAAUGGGAAGAUUAUUUAUCGUCUGCAGCCAAUAAACGACCAUGGCUUCCCCAAUGCAUCAACCUACCUACGGGAUUACAAUCCCGCAAGACACUUUAAAAUCGAUCCAAACACUGGAAGCAUACACGCAUUGCGUCCGCUUGACAGAGAACAGCAUAUUCAGCACAUCUUUCAUGUCGUCGCUAUUGACACUUCCGAUGGCCAACUUUACCAGCAGACAAUUAAUGGAAAGAAAACUCAAUUCACUGCAACAACUACGGUGACUAUCAUUGUGAAUGACGAAAACGAUAAUGCUCCCACGAUCACCUUCCCUGCAUCGCAUACAACACUUCGGGUUGAGGUGGGAGCACCAGCCGGACAACAAAUCUUUACAGUUACUGCCACAGACCCUGAUGCAGGAGAGAACGGCACUGUGCGAUACUCCCUGCGCCAAUCCACACCCAUUGUAAUGGAUGCUAGAGUUGACGAAGCUAGUGCUGAUGAUGCCAUCUUUUCCAUUGACGAACAGGCAGGAAUUGUUCUACUGGCAGAAAAACUCCCUAGCAUUCCCACAAAAUACUUUUUAACCAUCGGAGCUCAUGAUUUGGGAAGCAUCGUACAAAGAAACACGUCGAUUGCAGCCAUCAUUCACGUUGUGGCUAAAAAUAGCCCGGAAUCUUUGGAAAGUUACAAAGGAGAAAGUAAGACAUCGGUGAUUGGUGGAGGAGAGGCAGCUCAGUGCUUUCUGGAUAGCUGUCCACCCGGUGUGCGAGCACCGCAGAUCCGAAGUCGCGCUCUCGGGUUUUCGCGUGAUGGAGGUGGCAGUAGCAGGAGCGAAGGCGAUGUUGCUGAGGAGGAGGGUCAAAUAAACCCCGAGAUAUCUCAAAUGGCACCACCAUUACCGCUUCCGCCUCCAUCGACGAUAGUGCAACCCUUUGCUUUCCUCACCGAUCGCAUCAUUAUCUUCGUGCUCUCUUCCAUUUUCGUUGUCCUCCUGAUCGUCACCGUUGUCCUCAUUCUCCUCAUACGUCGUCGCAGAUUUAUUGACGUCAAUACAAAUCACGAGCACAAAGACGAACCAAAGGUUUCACAGAUUCAAAACAACAUUGUCCGUGGAGGAUUACAGUGUCCAACGAACACACUGCAGCUGGUUCGAAAUGAUGAGGUGCCCGAUAGUAAAGCAGUUUUCUACAGAACGGGUUUUCCAUCCGAUGGAACAUCUCAUAGCGACUCCGAAGCGAGGAGCAUAAUCGCAUCAGAGACCUUUCCGAUGACAGGAGAAGAUCCUUACACUUUGUUGAAACCCUUAAGUAAAAAUCAGGGCGCGUCCCUCUCCUCAAACGAAAUGGGAUACAGGCAAUACAACCAUUGCGUUGCAGUGAGCUCCUUCCCCGCUCUGGUACCACUGCAGAGUGCAGUAGCAUCACUAGCAGAGAACAACACCCCAGGCCAUGCUGCUGCCCUCUACUCCACUUGUGACAACUAUUCCAAUGGAUUUGCUCACAUCUACCCUGUCUGCACGUCGAAACGCAUUGUGAGCCAUCAGAAUAUGGGAGGCACUCAACAAACCGGUCCACUAAGCAACUCUCAUCUUCUCACAGGCCUCGUUUCGCAGCCACGCAAGUGCCCUUCUGCAGCUACCACUACCACCACUGCCACGUACACCGAGAUGUCCGACCAACUCUUGGCGGCUGCCAACAACGACGGAAACACCAAGAAGUCUGAUUACCAGCUUUUGCUUCAGCAAAAGAUGCCAGUUUCAAUACAGCGUCGACCCUCAGUUCGUCAAUCGAUUCACGCGGAGAAAUUGAUAGGAAUCUCACUUCCAGCGGAUGUGUGGACAUCUGCCUCUCAAGAGAGCGGUGAGCUUAUGAGCUCAUCGACUGUCAGGGCGUCCAAGGACGAGAUAGGGAAACAUGCCCUCAAGUCGGCUAUUCUCCAGCCCAUGGGUCAGAGCAACAGUUCGGGGUGGAAUUCAGACCUAGAAGAUACGAUAAAUUCUACCACGCCAUUACAACCUCACAAGAUGGUCAAGUUCUCUGCCAGCACCAUUUCCCUCAACAAAUUGGCCUCCGCUGAGGGCGGUUUACCAAAGGCCGCUCAGUCUAGUUAUGUGUAG